Taeniopygia guttata (zebra finch) is the source of this 2483-nucleotide messenger RNA. RefSeq names its product GIMAP family P-loop NTPase domain containing 1 (gene GIMD1). Gene Ontology annotation, molecular function: GTP binding. Lineage: Eukaryota; Metazoa; Chordata; Aves; Passeriformes; Estrildidae. The record is from RefSeq and is a predicted model, not a curated record.
AAUCUCUGAUUUGUAUGUUACUAUAGCAUAGCAAAUAAUGAUGCUUGCAAGAAAAUUAUUAGGUUAACAGCCAAUAGCUAAUGCACAACUGGCAGUUCUGCAGGAAAUCUUCAGUUUUCUUCCUGGUUCACAAAUAAUUUCUGUAUUUUAAUUUGUUAUUAUUUUAAUCUAUCUUUGUGAAGCAAACAUCUUUAUAUCUGCAAAUGAUUUACACUGUGCUAUGAAAAUACUGCAAUUAAUAAUUGAUUGCAAUAAUAAGAGAGUGCAUUUGCUAUUCACAUGCACAUAUGAAGGCACAUUCAAGAACAUGCAAUACAAAGGAAUACCACUACUACGUUUAUCAUUUGCACGUUUAACUGCUAAUGAAAUUUACUUUUAAAAAUAUCAAUGUCAUGCAAUCACUUAAGUGACUUCAAGAAUAAUAUUUGCAGCUAAAUUACAAAAAUUCAACUGUGCCAAUUCCUGACCAAACAUAUGCAAUUGAAUGAGGAGCUAUCAGUAAUAAAUUAACCAGAUUAAUGUGUACGUAACAGCCUCAGAGUGGUACAGUGCUGCUGUUAGUUUCAAAGUUCACGUAUGAACUUCUUUUUGCACUGCACAUGUGGCUUAUGAUGAAGCCUGAAUGAAAGAAGAAAUUAAGGGAAAAUAAGGUUUGUGGAUAAAAGCACAGACAAUGGCAGACAGCAAUGAGAUGACCAUCAACCUUGUUGUCCUUGGAAAAACUCAGACUGGCAAAAGUGCUGCUGGGAACAGCCUGCUGGGCAGUGCAGACUUCGAGAGCCGUCUCUGCCCCAGCUCUGUGACUACGUGUUGCAGCCUGGGACGCAGCGGCCGCAUUUUGGGGCUCAUGCGGAGAAAUGGCCGCGAGUCAGCUCUCCGCGUUCGGGUACUGGACACCCCCAGCUACCCCCACAGUGCUCUGAGCAAAGAGCAAGUGAGAGCCACGGUGAGAGCAGCCCUGGCUCAGCACUUUGGGGAGGAAGGCCUGCACUUGGCCCUCUUGGUCCUGAGGGCUGACCUGCCUCUGUGUCCAGAUGAAAGCGAUGACACAGUUCAGCUCAUCCAGGAACUUCUGGGUCCCACAUGGAAGGAUUUCACUGCAAUCCUACUUACUCAUGCAGACAAGGCAGAAGAGGCUGGAUACAGUGAGGAAACAUAUUUGCACAGUGCCUCAAGUACCCUGUUGUCACUUUUGAGCUCAGUACAGGAUAAAUACAUCUUCUUAGACAACCACAACAGCAUAAUUAAAGAAGAAAGAAAUAUUGUCCUAAGAAAGCUCUUGAAUUUUAUACAGAGAAAUAAUUAUCAAGUACUUAAGCACAGGAAGGAAUAAAAUUAGCUUUAAGGUGCUCACUCGUCUAUUUUCUACAGUAGGUAACAUCUAAUAGAAAUGUUACCUACAUUUUGUUACGUUUUAAAGAGUAAAAGCCAUCAACCGGAAAACUCCACAUCCAUACCAAACACCUUUGAACACACAAUUAGAAAAAUCUCUUUAGCUUAUGAAACUCCUUACCUUCCACAAAGUGCCUCACAGUACUGCACUCAGAAUCCUAGGUUCAACCACAAAAUCAGAACAAGCUAGUGCUCCAAAAUCACGCUCCUAAUAUGUGUUUAAUUACAAAUGGGAUUUUAUAUUACACCAGAAUGUAUAUCCCAAUUCAGACAGAAUACAGAGACAGAAUACAGAUUUGGAAGAAUAAAGUAAAAUUUAAAAAGAAAAAAAAAAGUAAAAAAAGAAGUAAAAAAGGCAUGAGUUCAGACUCAGGGGAACUCUUUGCUCAAUUCUUCAAGCUUUCAGAAAUGCCUCUGAACUUCCAUUUCUAAAAAGGAGCUUUCUGGUACUAAAAGCUAAGAUUUAUCUGUUGUAAAAGUAUUCCCUACCAUGAUUCAAGAUUAGUUAUAACUGAGUUCUUGAACUACAACAAUUUUAUUUAAUAAGACAUUAUAGAAAUACAGUUUACAAGGCAGAUAAAAUGGCUUCCAUGUGCCUAAUGCUAUUCAGCACAUUUAAAAGAACUAAUUACUAUUGCUUAUUGCCAGAUGCAUGAAAAACUAACAGUUUACAGUCACAAAACAAAACUCAUUGAAAAAGAAAAUCAGUUCAUCUCUUCUUUACGCAUGUUCCUUUUAAUUUUAUAUCACUGUCAUUUUGUUUUCUCUCCACUUACUGGAUGAAGUUCAAAGCCUGCAAAAUUUAGAAAGGCUCAAGUUUGUUUUUAAUUUCAGUAGUUAAAAUAGUAUUUACUGUUUCAAUGGUUAUACAGCAACAAUUUAAUUUAAUAUUAUAUGCAAAAAUAUCUGAAGUAUCUCUAUAUAGCUACUUUAAAGGGUUAUUGUAAAUGGAUCCAAACCAUUUAUUUUCAUAUUACUCCAAGUAAAGAAUUAAAAGAAUUAAUUUUAUUUUCUAAAAAUUAAAGAAGCUAUUUCUGUUAAAACCAAAGCAGUUUUCAUAUAAAAUAUCAUUGCAUAAAAGCACAUUGAAA